AUGAAGCAUAACAACCAACUUCCGAACGGCCAUUUUCACAAGGAUUGGCAGUUGCGUGUUAAGACUUGGUUUGAUCAGCCUGGACGCAAAAAGAGAAGAAGAAUCAAUCGCAUCCAAAAGGCUGCUCGAAUUGCUCCACGACCUAUUGAACUCUUAAGGCCAGUAGUUAGAUGCCCGACUAUCAAAUAUAACACCAAAUUAAGAGCUGGACGUGGAUUUACUCUUGAUGAACUCAAGGCUGCCGGAAUUCGCCGUAAGGAAGCACUCACUAUUGGCAUUCCCGUUGAUCACCGACGUAAAAAUCGGUCCGAAGAAUCUCUUAAUCUUAAUGUCGAAAGAUUGAGGGCUUAUAAGGAUAGACUUAUAGUCUUUCCUAGAAAACCCUGCCCCAUCAUUCCUAUUCGACAAGUAUUGGACGAAGAAGAGGCACGUGCCAUUACUAAUGAAGAGAAAGCAGCUAGCGCAUAUGUCACAUUGCGUAAAGCGAGGUCCGAUGCUCGUCUCGUUGGUGUGCGUGAAGCUCGCCGUAAAGCCAAAGAAGAGGAAGAAGCUGCCAAAAAGAAGUAG
Racocetra fulgida is the source of this 567-nucleotide messenger RNA. The record is from the annotation of a GenBank genome assembly. Lineage: Eukaryota; Fungi; Glomeromycota; Glomeromycetes; Diversisporales; Gigasporaceae.